This is a messenger RNA of Pyricularia oryzae 70-15, 504 nucleotides long. RefSeq lists its product as uncharacterized. The coding region runs from base 1 to 504 and encodes 167 amino acids. The transcript is spliced from 3 exons. The record is from RefSeq and is a predicted model, not a curated record. NCBI's taxonomy places the organism in Eukaryota, Fungi, Ascomycota, Sordariomycetes, Magnaporthales, Pyriculariaceae.
AUGCCACAGCCCGUGUCCUUGCGUACAUUUCCUCCAAGCCGGCCAUCUCGGGGAAAGCUCCAGAGCAGCAUCGGACACUAUACUUUCAAUAAGUGCAUGAGAGUGAUCGCCGCGGUCCCACAAACCACAAGCCGGAACAAAGAGAGCUUUAGCUACAGAGGCUUAGUACCUCGGGGCCUAGAAGAAAUGGCCCAGAAACGGCCCAGAAAUUGCCUAUCAUCUGACCUGAAAUCUACCCACGGUCAACAGUCUGGAAGUCGGGCAGCGGGCUUCGACCUCGUGUCAGAGUCGGGGUUUGUGUGGUGGGGAUCAGGUAUUCUUCUAGAUGGCCCGUUCCGCGGAGAUGCUCGUAUUCUUUCUGGGCUAUAUGGAUCGGAAAAUGACAAGUAUACGUCGCGAAAAAGUUUGGCACAUGUUGGUUUCACCUUGAGCGGUAUCUGUUUCGAUCCCAAAUUGAACUUUGUCAUUUUUGGGACAUUUGCCUCAGAGCGUGCACACGAAUAG